UAUCAAUUGAUGUACAUACGAAUAAACCAUAUGUGUAUGCAAUACAAAUGUAAAUUGUUGAUAAAAUAAAUAGGUACUCCAACCUCACGUGGAUUUUAGUCACUUGUCAGUGUAAAUUUAAAAAUAUAACAAUUGUUAUGAUAACUAAGAAGAAAAUAAAUGAUUGAUUUAUUAAAUAUUGAAUUACUUAUUUGAAUAAUAAGUGAUGUUACGAAUCGAGGUCACAUCAUACGAUUCAGUAUUUAUAAUAUAUCAGAAACCAGUUUGUUAUUAAGUCUGAAUUUAUUGCAUAAUGUUAAUAGGCAGAUAACAACGUCAAAAUUGUCAUAUACUCAGUAUAAAAUGCAUAUGAAGUGGUCAAAUUCGUGAGCUUCUGAUAAUUUUUAAUUACAAUAACAGCAAAAAAAUUAAGUAUUAACGUUUGAUGUCAUGAUAUUGUGUAUUUAAGUCAUUCAAGAGAUAUCUUUUAUAUAUACUGGAUACUCUACUCAGUGAAAUAAAAUUAAGUAAAAAUUUAAAAUGCCUUCAAGACUCAGUAAAUUUAUGAUUGAUACAAACAGUUGUAAGGAUUUUACACAUCCUUGGACAGACUCAUGUAUGUCUGCUCAAGUUGGACUUGGGCUUCAUGCACUUCAAGAAUCCCUUAGAAUAUAUUCAACAGUUUACUUGAUAGCAUUAUUGAUGAGAAGAAAAAUACCUUCAAAAAAAGAUAUACUGAGAACAAUUCUUGGUAUUUUACAAUCAACAGCUUUUUUAUCAUGGAGUGCAUAUACAUAUCCUGUAUUUAUUUGUACUUUAAGAAAAUUAUUAGGAAAUUUUAAUAUUAUAACGGUGUCAUUUCUUCCAUCCUUUCUCUCCAGUCUUGCUGCGAUAAUUAUAGAAAGACCUUCUAGAAGAACACUAUUAUGUUUGUAUGUCGCGAAUAUUGCAACAGAAACAUUAUUUCGAAUGAUUGUAUGGCGAGGUUACAUCGAACCAAUACCAUAUGGAAAUGUUUAUAUUUUUGGAGCCAGUAUGGCCACACUUCUUUAUUUCUUUCGUAGCGAAAAGCCAAAAAGUGAUUCGAUAUUUAAGAUUCUUAAAUUUAUCGUCGGCCCUUAUGACGAUCCUGAAAAUGCAAAGCGACAAGUUUUAUAUUCUGAACCAUCAACUAGUAAAAAUAUAAACUAUCAAAUGAAUCAUAAAACUGACAUUAAAAGAAGAAAAAUUCAUUCUUACAAUUUAAUCCAAGAAUCAUUGAAAGUUUAUCAAAAUUUAAUAAACUGGAUUAAAAAUUGCGCGCGACAUAAUUCGUGUCCUCAUCCGUACAGUUGUUUACAUUUUAUUCUCGGAGGAAGUGUUAAAAUGUUUGGUAUUGGAUUAUGUACUCAGCUAGGAUUGAAUUUAAUAUUUAAAUUUAAAAAGUUUAUGACGAAACCUAGUUUGCUGAAGGCGGAAUUGUUUAAAAAAAAUAAUUUUAACUUGGCGCUAUUUAUUGGUGGAUUUUCUGGAAUCUAUCGGUUAGCGUCAUGUUUAUUGAGAAAUGUAAGUAAUAAAAAUUCAAGACUUCACGCCAUACCCGCUGGUUUAAUAGCAAGCGUUUCAUUUGCAAUGUUUCCAAAUAAUACGAUAGCGUUGUACGUUAUGUGGAAAUCUUUACAGCUUCUGUGGAAUAAUGGCGUUGAAGCAGGAAAGUUACCGGAAAUAAAGUGGUUUAAUAUUUUUUUCUAUUGCUUUUGUACAGCUAUACUUUUUCAUGCAGCUAUUAUUGAGCCACAAAAUCUACGCGGAUCUUAUUGGAAAUUUUUGUGUACUAUAUCGGGUGGAAGAGUCGCUGCUAUGGCACGUAAACCUCUUGAUCCAUUUGGUUUGGAAACCUCUCGACAUCUUCAAGAAGUUUUAAAAAAAACCAAUACCACAGAUUACUUUCCGUACUCAUAUUAAAAUUUAUAUAUAAUAUAAUUUUAAUCUUUGGUAUUAUUGCCACAAAAAAGCGCUAAGUGAUCUCGUAAGUAAAAUGAAACGUAAGAAUAUAUAAUCAAAAUAAGAUUGGUGUCUACGAUAAUUAUAACGUAAAUUAAAUUGCAAUUAGCAGCCUGAACAAUGCAUUAGGAUAAAGAAAUUUUGUUAUGAAUUUAUAAGGGUCCAAUUCAAUCUUAUAUUUAAAAAGAUUGAAACCAAAGAAUUGAAGUAAAGGUUUUAAUUGAUUUAAAGACGAAAUGCAUUUUAAAAUUUAAAAAUCUUUAACUUUAGUAGAUUUGUUAAAUAUUUAGGCUGAGCCUAAUAGAUUAUAAGUAAAUUUAAUCCAAUAUUUACUACGCUAUUAGCAUAAUUUACGUGUUCCUGAGGUUAGCAGACAAUUAACAAUUUCCGAUUUUUUUUUUUUUCAACAACUUCAAUUAAGAAAAAAAAAAAAAAAAAAAUAUGCACAUGUAGAAAAUUUUAAAAAUCAAAAAGUUAUUAGACGUCGGCUAAUUUCAGUAUUAUAAUUUACAAAUAUCUUAUCUUUGCUAUGUCGAUAUAAAUGUUCACAACGAAUAACCGUCCACUCCUCGUUAUUUAUAUUGAUUGAAAUAAAAUAUGAUGUUAAUUAAAUUGAAAUAUUAUUUAAAUGUCUACAAAAAAUAGCAAUUAUUAAAAAUAUAUAAUUAAACUUAAAAAAAAAAUGGUGCCUAGGUAUUGUGAUAGUUAAUAUUUUUUUAUACUGUUAGCUAAGCUUUGACUUAUUAUUAC
Messenger RNA from Microplitis demolitor, 2712 nucleotides. RefSeq names its product transmembrane protein 135. NCBI's taxonomy places the organism in Eukaryota, Metazoa, Arthropoda, Insecta, Hymenoptera, Braconidae. Bases 520 to 1923 code for a protein of 467 amino acids. The transcript has 8 exons. The record is from RefSeq and is a predicted model, not a curated record.